AUGGACGGCAAAACCUCCCCGAGCACUGCCUCGCCCAGCAGUGUCCCUCCCAGCCUGCUCCAUGUCUCCACGGCCAGCAGCAUCUUCGGUGCCCGAGCUCCGCCGCCGAGAGAGAACGUCCUGGGCAUCAGCUUCAAACCCUACAGCCCCGAGUCCGGCCCGGCCCCGAGCCCCUGCUCGGCCUGUGACAGCACACGCUCCUCCAUGUUCAGAGCUCCGUGCAUGAGCCAGCGGCGCCUCGCGCUCAUCUUCUGCGUCUCCGUGCUCAUCGUGCUGCUCGUGGCCCUCAUCCUGCUGUUCAUGUUCUGGAGGUCGCAGACGGGCAUCCUGUACAAGGAGCCAGCAGAGAGCUGCAAGGACAGCGCCGUGCGCUGCGACGGCGUCGUCGACUGCUCCCAGAGGAGCGACGAGCUGGGCUGUGUGCGUUUCUCAUCCGAGGAGUCCUUGCUCCACGUCUACUCCAGCACCGAGAGCCAGUGGCUGCCGGUGUGCAGCAGCGACUGGGACGAGUCCCUCUCCAGGAAAACCUGCCGGCAGCUGGGGUUUCAGAACGCGUCCCAGACCGAGUUCAUCCCCCUGCGAGUCUCUGGCAAGAGCCUCACGGUGACUGACGAGCGAGAGACCAUCCAGCAGAGCCUCAACAGCUCCCAGUGUCUCACGGGGAAGUACGUCUCCCUGCGAUGCACAACCUGCGGGCAGAGGAUUUCUGGCCGGAUCAUCGGUGGGAAGGAGACCUCUGUGAACAAAUGGCCCUGGCAGGUCAGCGUGCAGUACGGGCCCAUCCACAUCUGCGGGGGCACCAUCAUCGACGCCCAGUGGGUGCUCACCGCUGCCCACUGCUUCUUCAUGAACAGCAUGAAGAUCCUGGACGACUGGAAGGUGUACGGAGGGGUGUCGGACCUGAAGCAGCCCAUGGAGGGCAUCCCCGUGUCCCAGGUCAUCAUCAACUCCAACUACAGCGACGACCACGACGACUACGACAUCGCCCUCAUGAAGCUCUCCAGGCCACUGACGCUCUCAGCCCAGGUGCGCCCCGCCUGCCUGCCCAUGCACGGCCAGCGCUUCCAGACCGGCCGGUCCUGCUUCAUCACCGGCUUCGGCAAGACCAGGGAGAACGAAGAUAACACGUCCCCGAAGCUGCGGGAGGCCGAGGUGAAGCUGAUCGACUACAAGAUCUGCAACAGCGACAAGGUGUACGAGGGCUACCUCACCCCCCGCAUGAUGUGCGCCGGCUACCUGCAGGGAGGCAAGGACGCCUGCCAGGGUGACAGCGGAGGGCCCCUGGUGUGCGAGGACGAUGGCCGCUGGUAUGUGGCCGGGGUGACGAGCUGGGGGACAGGAUGUGGCCAGAAGAACAAGCCCGGGGUGUACACACGUGUGACGAAGCUCCUCAGCUGGAUUUACAGCAAAAUGGAGAGCGAGAACGACUAAGGGCAGGAUGGACACUGUGCCACUCCGGCUGGCACAGCCACUGCCAGGACACGAUGCCACCAGCCAACCCCCACCUCCCUGGACUGUCCGUGCAGCCAGGGACCUGCGGCUGCCCCCGAGCUCUGGAACCAGCCCCUGCAAAGUGCCCUGGCCUGGCGCCAGGGGUGGCAUGGUGGUGGCUGGGCACAGCACCCAGCCAGGCCCGGGGGCACACAGCCCAUGCCAGCAGCUGGCCGUGCUGGCUGGGGACGCCUCCCUGCCCCGCGUGUGUGGCUCUCCUGUGAAUAGACCUGUCUGCACGGGCGGUGUGAGUGCUUCCUGGCACACUCGGCGGGCGAGGGGCUGCCAGCAGUGCCCGUGGAGAGGGAGCUCUCUCCUUUAGCCGGGCUGUGCCACCUUAGGGUGGAGGAUGUGGCAGCUGUGUCCACCCUGGCACACCCGCGGGCUCCGCUGGCGGCUCUGCUGCCAGGGGCAGCCCCGAGCUGUGGAUAUUCCUCCCGCCGGGAGCGGCGGCCGCUGCUCUCGUGUUUGCCGAGGGAUUUAGGAAGUGCCUUGCCCUGCCUGCCAGAGAA
Molecule: messenger RNA, 2003 nt
Organism: Passer domesticus (house sparrow)
Lineage: Eukaryota; Metazoa; Chordata; Aves; Passeriformes; Passeridae
Gene: TMPRSS13
Product: transmembrane serine protease 13
Exons: 13
Coding region: 1-1431 (476 amino acids)
Biological process (GO): proteolysis
Cellular component (GO): membrane
Molecular function (GO): protein binding; serine-type endopeptidase activity
Source: RefSeq, a predicted model, not a curated record